UUUUUAUUUUUUAUUUGUUUUUUAUUUUAUUUUUUUCGCCCUUUUUUGUUGUUGUUUUGGUAAAGAGAGAGAAUAGGUAACCCAACCGUGUUGAACGACACAUUUACACUGACCAUCUGCCUGAAAGAAUGCAAGAUGUCCGGCAGUGAUGUCGAGCACGUUUCUUGCUUUCUAAACGGCAACCCUCGUGAGCUCCGGCGCCAAUCUUCUCCGAACACCAACGAGUACUAUUAUGAUACCCCGACGGAUGACUCCUUUGAAACAUCACUAAUUACCUCCUCUUCUGCUGCACCGUCUUUUGCCAGUACCACAUACUCCGCGCAACAGGGUCUCACAGACUCUCCCAUAUUGUCUGCAACCGCAGGCCUAUCCUCGAACGACCGAUCCUCGCCCGACCCUGACGACUACUAUCGCCCACACCCACCCGCACUGGUUGCAAACGGUGAUACUGCUGCUUGUUCAGGCGAGUCUUUGAUGGUUGAAGUUGAUAACGCCAAAGCUGCCGAAAAUCACCCGACACAAUUUCAACGAGUGUGCUCUGUGCCAGCGCACUCGUCAAAGUCGUCCGUGGAGAGCUCAGGGCCAUUUCGUUCGCUGUCGGAUUCAUCAUAUGGAAACAUUGGGCUCGGAUCCACUACCGGGGUACUGCCAGCGCGGGCGUCGACAGCGAGGCCAAGGCAGGUCUCGUUCAAGGAUCUCGUGAGCAAGUUCAACAACAAUCCGGAUCAAGUUCUCCCACUACCGUCAACGUCUACAUCCAGGACUGUCAGCCUGGGUAGCCCCACGGACGGGUCAAUACAAUUCAAGACUGCUUCACGUGAGCGACAAACUCACGAUUCGUCAAUUAAGAAAACCCCAAUACCUCGAUGGAACACGAUAGGCACUUUUGACCCAGAUAUACCCUCCGAACAAUCUCUUCCUCGGCUAAGGACAAGCGACAUUCAAGAUAACCGUCCUAGCUCUUCCAACCUUUCUCCUCAGCGGCCUCCGUUUGGCGAAUGGCUUGCAUUAGAUACGAGUUUCGACAACUUGGGAUAUGGAACACCAUCACUUCUACGCCGUCGAGGUUCUGAAGGGACCAUCCCGAGCCCAAACCCAGCAUUUCUAGACCAUCCUGAAUCAGCACUUGGCUUGACGCCCCUGACUCCGACCGCUUGGUAUCUAGGACGUACGCCGUUUCUAGAGACUGUUAAUACCACUUCGACCACAAGUAAUCACCGAAGGACAAGGAGUGAUUUUGCUGGAGAUCGGCCUGGAGGUGCGGCAGUGUGCCUUUCUGACACCCAUAUGGCGGUUCAGCCCCCCUUGCAGCCGCAGCCCGUGACAUCCCUAGAGAGCCCACAUUCCAAGUCACGCAUUCCAAUUUCUUCCCGCCGCCUUAAUUCACCUUCCGUCUCGGGCGAUUCCUCGCCGUCUUCACCAACACGAACUGAUCUAGCUUUCGGCAGCCGAUCUGCACAGUCGAUCGCUCUGCCACCGAAAGGCGUUAGCCGCUUGCCCAAGCCAUCCCCCAAACAGGCGUCUAAUCCCGCCCGUGAACUGACUUACGAGGGCGAAGCUACGUUUGCGACACCGCCGCAUGCAAGGCGAGAAGUGGCCCCUGGCAGGGCCCGUCAGUACAUCCCUGAGAAGGGUGCCCUUUUGGAGGCAUACAUAGCCGCGCCUCCCCCAAAGAAGUCACCCCCUCUACGUAGUUCACGACCCCGGCAACCCGUCUCACAAACUGCCCAAACGGCGCCACGCUCAAAAGUGGUGGAAACGGUAUCGAAUUUCCAGAGACAAAUCAACCGUGAUCGUGAGUCACGCAACUCCAGGCUACGAGAGCGACGACUGCCAGAAUUGGGUAAUGUCGACUUUGCAACUCGGCGACAGAAAAUCCAACAGGCUUUCACUCGCACAGUCGAAGAGAAUGAAAGAAAAGAAGAGAAAGCAGCAGAGCUUCGACGCCAGGUCAACGCUCAAGAAGACACACAGCAGUUUGUUCAGCCUACUACACCUAAACAGCAGUGUACGGGACUUGCAGAUGUGAUUACUUCUGUACAGCCUGAAGAUAACGUGACAGUAAUCGAGGAAUUUGGCGAAUGUGGACAUGAAACGGAAGACAUGACACCAGAGACGGAGGCUUCGAAAGCACAUUCACAGCUUCACAUCCAUACAGACGUAUCUCUAUCAGAGAGUGCUCGAAAUACAGGAGACUAUCAUCCGAUGACGAUGGAUUCACCAACAUUAGGCCACCCGGAAAUAAUUUUGAACAGCCAAGGAUUUGAGUCGACGCCCGGCGACCUGCGACCUGACUCCGCCGCAACAACAGUGUCUAACGAGACCCAUAUUACCGCAUUUGAUCCAGAGCCUCAGGAUGAGUUUUCCAAGCAGAAUCUACAUGCAUCGCAUAGAACCCUGUUGAGCCAAAUAAUGCGUAUUCGUGAUGAUUCCAGCCCCAGCGGUUCAUCGUGCGAUGACCAAGAUUAUGGGUUUUCUGACAAUGAAGAGAGGGAGUCAAUUCCCAUUGUUCUAAGAGAUGCGUUGACUAUCGAAGAUUCCAUAGACAGCAGUGAGAACCAAGAGCAUCGUGAUAUUUAUAUCAAACGAGGUGGUGCUGAUGGCGAACCAGCGAACCGCUGGAGUAUGAGUUCCUGGUCUUCUUCCCUGCAUCAUGGAAAUUCCUCAGGUGGGCAAUGUGAGGGCAGCGAUGACGGUCUUUCUAACAUACAGCACUUUGCCGAGGAUAGCGAAGAGGCCUCUACUCAGUCAUGCUCUGCAUCUUCGAGCACUCCGUCCAUCAUUGGUCAUCAACUUCCUCAUGCAUUGUCCCAGACAGCCAGUGAGGUAACAGAGCCAAGUAAAGAAGUCAUAUCACAUACAAUUCCUUACGGAUCGUCCAACACACCCAGUUUAAUAAGGCUGGGUGGAUGGGAUUCUAAACGUGUGUCUCAACUUUACAUAGAGGAGCUUGCGAGUGGCAGGAGUCAUAAGCUUCCUAUGCCGGCAAUACGUGCGUCUCCAGAGCCGCCACAUUCCCGGAUUGAGCAAAAGGAUGAAGGAAUAAACGAUAAUCUGACUGAUGACCCUGUCCUAAUAACGGAAACUGACCGUGUCCCACCCUCAGAACGCAUGCGACAUCCAGCAAGCUUGUUUUUACGCGACGACUGGGAGCAUGCGUCUCCGUCAAUUAUGGAUUGGAUGCAGAUCGCCGUCGAUGAAGGAUCAGCACCUCAAGACCUCGAGAUUGACGGCAGCCGAGGAGUUAAUCGUGUCCCAAUACCGCGACUAGUGACUCCCGACGCACAUCCAAGAGGCGCCGACGAAGGCCUAGGUCUGGCAAUCAAUGUGCAGCUACCUCAGGAGUUUGAUAAUGAUGAUGUUCCACCGCCUCCUAUACCACGUCAUGACCCUCCGGCUCCCCCCUCCGACACUUUAGAGAGCGCUGCUCAUCCUCCCCUACCCGUGGUUCAUCCCAACAUCUUUUCGAACGCCAUCUUCGCGCCGCUGGGGCCCGUUCAAAGUACCGAUAGCAGUGAAGACUCCUCUCUUCGACGACUUGAGCCGACGCCUUCUUCACAGACUUUGGACUCAUCGGCAACUUCUUUGAUUCCUUCGACUUCAGAACACCCUCGCCCACAAACCGCAUCCCCAUCCCCAGAAGAACGUCAAUUGAAGAAGCGGCGACAUGUCAUAAAGGAAUUAGUUGAUACAGAACACACAUUCGGAAAGGACAUGAGGGUCGUCGAUCAUAUUUAUAAAGCAACUUCGAGUUCGUGCUUAGACCUCUCUGCGGAAGAUGUCAAAGUGCUGUUUGCAAACUCGGACCAAGUUGUGAAAUUCUCUAUGGAUUUCCAGGACACUCUUAAGGAGGCAGCGAGAAGUGUUUAUAUAAUGCCUAAAUCUCAACGGUGGACAAGCCAGCGUAAUGCGCGAAAUCCUAUAGCGAAGACGGAUCAAGAAUCUUCUACUGGAACUAGCACUUCAAACCUGGAGAAAGAUAAUGCGACUUUCAUUGGGCAGGCAUUCAUUGCGCACAUAGAAAACAUGGAGAAGGUCUACGCUGAAUACCUGAAGAACCAUGAUGCUGCCAAUAGGAAACUUCAGACUCUGCAAAAGAAUCCGAAAGUGGAUAUCUGGCUCAAAGAAUGUCGGAGCAGAUCAUCGGAUCUCACAACAGCAUGGGAUCUAGACUCGUUACUUGUCAAGCCAGUACAGCGAAUCUUGAAAUACCCUCUCCUUUUGAGUGAACUCCUUGAAUCAACACCUAAGGACCAUCCAGACCGUGCUGCACUCAUUAGUGCCCUUGAAGAAGUUACGAACAUCUCCGUUCGCAUCAACGAGCUGAAAAAACGUGCAGAUGUCGUGGGGCAAGUGGUUGGUCGCAAGAGAAAAGAAUCUGAUGUCAGGGCAGGCCUAUCGAAGGCAUUUGGACGUCGCACAGAGAAGCUGAAGCAACAGGUUGGCCUUUCCGAUAUGUUCGAAGACAAGGAGUACGAUAUUCUGUCCCAGAAGUUCGGAACCAAUUUCAUUCAACUGCAAGUUGUCAUGCGGGAUCUGGAAUGGUAUACAAGUAAAGCCCAGGGAUUUAUAGACUGCUUGGGUGAAAUUACCAGUGCUUUAGAAGAGUUUAAAGUUGGCCCAGCUGCUUACCAUGAAACCGAGGGCAAAUGCGAUGACAAAUGCGAUGAGCUGAAGGCGGCUGUUCAAGAUGUGAUGGUAGAGGCGUUACCCAGGCAUAUCGCUGUUGUUCGUAAGAGCGUUAUUGACCCAAUAGUCACACUGCUUAAACUUCAUGACGGACCACAGAGGGUGAUGCACAAGCGCGACAAGCGCCUCAUGGAUUAUGCCCGCUUGAAGAGUAUCAAGGAACGGGGGGACAAACCAGACAAGAAAACAACCGAGCAAGGAGAGCAGUUUGUGGUCCUCAACGAGGCCCUCAAAGACGAACUUCCCAAACUAUACUCUCUCACCACUAAAUUGAUGGAGGCUUGUCUGGAGAAAUUCGUUCAUAUACAAAUGUCGUGGCUUGCAACUCUACAGGAGAAACUUGGCCCCCUAGUGGACUCGUUCCCAGACGAUAUCCAGAAAGUAAUUGGUGAUUGGAAUGCGAGUUUCAGCUUCUCUGAGGCGCAGGUACUCUCGUUAGGCAUUUGCAAUGGGUCAUUGUUGGCUGACACUAUCAACCUCAUCAAUUUCAACACUCCUCCAACCGGAGCAACUAUUAGUUCGCCGCGGCGUCCAUCAACAGUGAACAGCGCCAGCACUCGUGUCGGAUCCACGAUGGAUGAGUCGCCCAAAGCUUCCCAUGAUUUCGGCAGCGGUGGUCAACCUUUCCAAUCACCAAGCUUUGAUAGCCAGUCCCAAGUCUCUCUUGAACGCAAGCGUGCUGAUUCAACUUUCUCGGGUCGCGCUGCGCCAGAUUCGAUUGAACUACCCCGGAGUCAAAUGUUGCAACAGAUUACUAGUUCCUCAUCAGCUUCUAUACCCCAGCCCAACUCUAACAGAGAGUCUUGUCCAAGCCUUCCUCGGUUGAGCCUUGAUUCUCCAUUCCUUGUCGACGUCAUUGGUCCUUCUGAAAGUGGCAACAAACCGACCGAAGAACAGCCGAGCUCACCUGGUGGUCGGUACUCAGGCUUUUUCUCAUCCGCAAUGCCAAUGUCGGACAACCCACAAGACAGUGCUCCCCAGGAGAACGAAGCACCUAAAGAACCUGCUGUGCUAUUCCUUGCCGCUAGUAUUUAUGAAUUCAACAUUGACCGUGCCCGACGAGAAGCCGGGUAUCCCUACUUGACAUAUGUCGUCGGAGAGAUUUUUGAUGUCAUCGCCGAAAAGGGCGAGCUGUGGCUAGCCAAGAACCAGGACGACCCUACUCACCAGGUUGGCUGGAUCUGGAAUAAGCAUUUUGCGAAACUCUCAACCUAAAGCCACUAUCUGAUGAAAUUAUUACUUGUUUCAAUAUUGUACAUCUUGCAUGGAGGUCUCCAGCGUCAUGGUACGUUGGGUCUGUUCGUCUUAGACUGGAUCUGACCCAGAAAACGUCGACGCUCCAGAAGGCCGCCCUGGAGUUAACGGUCUUCACGUUCCUAUUUAUGAAAUGUGUUAUGAAGUUUUGGGGGCGUUUCCUUGCAUCCGCGUUUAUUUCUUUAUUUUUGUCUGGAAACCAGUCUGCUAUUGGCUGGUGGUCAGGUCAUCUGCUUUGAUUCUGCUUUGAACCGUCUGGUAUGUGCGGGGAAAGAUAUGUUACUCUCAGCUUUUGUGAAGGUGUUUGCUGUUUCUCGUGCUACUGAAGGCACAAUCUAUCAGAGACACUCAAAUGUACGUUUAGAUACCCCUUGAUUUAGUUGUUCAAUGGACUAGAACUUAAAAUGCAAACGUGUGGUAUGCGCAAAA
This is a messenger RNA of Aspergillus caelatus, 6372 nucleotides long. RefSeq names its product putative Rho guanyl nucleotide exchange factor. Gene Ontology annotation, cellular component: cytoplasm. The transcript has 2 exons. The record is from RefSeq and is a predicted model, not a curated record. NCBI's taxonomy places the organism in Eukaryota, Fungi, Ascomycota, Eurotiomycetes, Eurotiales, Aspergillaceae. Gene Ontology annotation, biological process: intracellular signal transduction. Gene Ontology annotation, molecular function: guanyl-nucleotide exchange factor activity; protein binding. Bases 136 to 5904 code for a protein of 1922 amino acids.